Messenger RNA from Symbiodinium natans, 846 nucleotides. The record is from the annotation of a GenBank genome assembly. Lineage: Eukaryota; Dinophyceae; Suessiales; Symbiodiniaceae.
AUGAUUCAGGUUUCGGGCUCAGGGUCUGUCGAGCACUUGGAACUCGUGUGUUGGUUGCCGUGGCGCUUGGGUGCGGGCAAGACGCUUGUCCCCGUAUCGAACCUGGCUGACAGCGGGCAGGACGGCGAGAUUCUGGGGAUCUCCGAAGCUCUCGCGUCCCUGGCGACUCGGAAGCAAUCGCUGGGCGUGCUGGCGCUCUCUGUCAUGUUCUUUGUGAAGGAUUUGGCCUUCUACGGCAUGGGAAACUUCUGGCCCCUGGCGUGGCGAAAAACGAACAAGCUGGCCGGCACCAGCCCCGCCACGGAGCUCCUGGCCACUGCUGGGCUGGGUCUGCCGGGCGUCGCCGUGGCCAUGCUGCUGAUCUUCUCCCUGCCCAGGCGCUUUGCCUUCACCAUGUCCGCCGUCCUCUGCGCCUUUGGCGUCUAUGCCGUGCAUGGCAUCCUGGACAAGGAGAUGUCCCUGGGCUUGGUGGGCGUGGUGUUCUUCAAGCUCUUCUAUCCCACCGCGCAGAUGACGACCUUCCUCCUGCCCUCAGAGGUCUUCACCACUCAGAUCCGCGUCUGGAGCAUGUCCAUCAUCGCCUUCUGCGGGCGCAUGGCCCCCUUGGCGGUGCCCUUGCUCAUCCACAGCUCCACCCACCUCUUCCUCUAUUUGACCAUGGGGCUGCUCCUCCUCUCUGCCCUGCUGGUGUGGUACUUGCCAGAGACCAAGGAUGUGGAACUCAUCGAAGUUCCCCAGGGCCGCCCCCUUGCCGCGAAGGAUGCCCCGUCCUACGGAGCGGCUGCGCCGCCGGUGCCGGUGCGCUUUGGGAGCCUCCGGAAAACAGAGCGCCCCAAGACCCCUUAA